Eptesicus fuscus (big brown bat) is the source of this 1440-nucleotide messenger RNA. RefSeq names its product actin-related protein T1-like. Gene Ontology annotation, biological process: regulation of DNA-templated transcription. NCBI's taxonomy places the organism in Eukaryota, Metazoa, Chordata, Mammalia, Chiroptera, Vespertilionidae. Gene Ontology annotation, molecular function: chromatin binding. Gene Ontology annotation, cellular component: nucleus. The record is from RefSeq and is a predicted model, not a curated record.
AUGGUGACCUGGACCCUGAAGGUGGUGUCAGGUGCUUGCCGCCAUGCCUACCCGACCCUGAUGGCUGCCUCGACCCCGCAGGAGGCAUCAGGCACUGUCUGCCCAGCCUGCCCACAGCACGAUGGCGACCUGGACCCUAACCCCCAUGCACUCUGGGCCACGACGAGUAGGAGGGCUACUGAGAUGGGACUUAAAGCCUACGGCAUGGGCCCAGGUGUAGUUGCUGCAGAAUUUCCAGAGGAGCCUACUAUUUCACCCCAUGGUCAAAUGUGCUGGAUUUUGGUAACCUUCAGUGGAACAUCUGCAGGUAUAUUUAACCCAUACAUAUUAGACAGUCCAGCUGUAGUUUUUGACAAUGGAUCAGGAGUCUACAAAGCAGGCCUGUCUGGAGAGAAGGCACACCGUCGUGUCAUCAGUUCUGUCUUGGGGCAUCCUCAGUUUAACAUGCCAUUAUCAGAACCCUAUCGUAAAAGCUACAUUGUGGGGGGAAAUGCCCAGUACAAGUAUGAGGCCUUCCAGUUACACUAUCCCAUUGAGCAUGGGCUGGUAACAGGGUGGGAUGACAUGGAGAAACUCUGGGAAUAUCUUUUUGAGUGGGAACUGGGAGUAAAAUCCUCUCAACAGCCUGUACUCAUGACUGAGACCUCCUUGAACCCAAUGGAGACUCGAGAGAAGAUGGCAGAAGUAAUGUUUGAGACCUUCAAGGUGCCUGCCUUGUACCUGUCUAACCAAACGGCGGCAGCACUCUACGUCUCUGCCUCUGUCACAGGCCUUGUGGUAGACAGUGGGGAUGGAGUCACUUGCAUGUUUCCCAUCUUUGAAGGUUACUCCCUGCCUCAUGCUAUCAUCAAGCUCGACGUGGCAGGGAAGGAUGUCACAGAGCACCUUGCCCAGCUGCUCCUCACUAGUGGGCGUGCCUUCCCUUACAUACUCAACAAGGACUUAGUGGAUGACAUCAAAGAGAAGCUGUGCUAUGUGGCCUUAGAUCCAGAGAAAGAGCCACAUAAGAGCCCAAAGGAAGUCCUGAAAAAAUACCUACUGCCAGAUGGGAAUGUCAUCUACGUUGGGGAACAGCGAUACCAGGUGCCAGAGAUUCUUUUCACACCUCAGCAGCUAGACAUCCACAGCCUGGGACUCUCAAAAAUGAUGGUCAGCAGCAUUAUGAAGUGUGCCAUGGACAUCCAGAAGAAUCUCUUUGCAGAAAUUGUACUGUCUGGGGGCAACACUCUGUUCCCUGGGAUUGAGGAAAGACUUAUGAAAGAACUGAAAGAGCUGGCUUCAAGAGGAACUCACAUCAAAAUCACAGCUUCUCCUGAUAUGUUCUCUGCCUGGAUUGGUGCAUCCAUCAUGACUUUUCUGAGCAGUUUCAAACCAAUGUGGAUCACUUCUGCAUAGUUCCUGGAGUUUGGGACAUGUGUCAUUCAGAGAAGAUGCUUUUAA